Molecule: messenger RNA, 2179 nt
Organism: Engraulis encrasicolus (European anchovy)
Lineage: Eukaryota; Metazoa; Chordata; Actinopteri; Clupeiformes; Engraulidae
Gene: nanog
Product: nanog homeobox
Exons: 4
Coding region: 179-1438 (419 amino acids)
Biological process (GO): regulation of transcription by RNA polymerase II
Molecular function (GO): DNA-binding transcription factor activity, RNA polymerase II-specific; RNA polymerase II cis-regulatory region sequence-specific DNA binding
Source: RefSeq, a predicted model, not a curated record
UGCAGGUGUUUGCUUGUGUCCAGAGCUCGGAGCGGCCUAGACAGAGGGCUUGGGAUCCAAACUAUGCCUGCUGUGCUCAGCUUUUAUUCGUAACUCGGUGAGACUACAAGUGUGCAGUGCACAGCUUCAUUGCAAAUUUUAUUUAGGGGAGACGUUUGUUGGGCGAAUUGUUUGAAUCAUGGCGGACUGGAAGGUACCAGUGAGUUACAACUUCAACCCGUCGUACCACGCGUAUGCAUAUGGAUUGCUUUAUCCGACUGGCUCUGAACAGACCCACCCCAACAUGAACUGGCCCGAGACGACCUACACUCACCCGGCGGUCAACGGAGGAUACUACCAGACGCAGGCGCCGCAGCAAUCACCUCCUGGAAGUCCGGAACCCAUCACGGCGAACUCGACGACGCAUUACCAAGGGCCUGUGCUGUAUUUCUCGGACACGCAUACGCAAAAUGGCAGACUCUUUCUCUCCCAAAAUCGCAAUAUUGCAUCUUAUGAGGAGGACCAAACGAAGGAAAGUGUACGACCAAGCAGUGACACACCGAGUGACUCCGAGGCACAUACACCAGAUUCUUGGAGCUCGGGAAGCAGUCGAGAAGGAUGUGUGCCUCCUGAAAACCCAACAACGUGGGUCAAGAAGGAAAGCGACGAUGAGACGGAAAGCGGCAGCCCGGACUGCACGGAUGUCGUGUCCAGCUCCUUCUCUGUGGGGGAGGAUGACCCGAGUCUGAAGGUCCUGCGGCCAGGACAAACUGAAGUCAUCUCGCAGUCGCCAGCGACGCAGACACCGCAGAGCCGAAAGGCCAAAGUGAGGACUGCUUUUUCCGAGGGUCAGAUGAACGCCCUGACCCACAGGUUCAGCAUGCAGAAAUACCUCACCCCUGCAGAGAUGAAAACCCUGGCUGGCUUCACUGGGUUGACCUACAAACAGGUGAAGACGUGGUUCCAAAACAGACGAAUGAAGUUGAAGAGGCACCAGAAGGAGAAUGGCUGGGUCAACGAGCGAUACGCCAACAACGGAUACCCUGGCGUGGCCCCAACCCCCCUCCCUCAGUUUCAGGCAGAUGCUCAAACGAUGCACCAGGAUCUGUAUUCGAACCAGCAGCUAAGAGAGACGGUCUUCAAGAAGAGCCCCCCACUGCAGCAGCAGCAGCAGCAACAACAACAACAACAACAACAACAACAACAGCAGCAUACAGCAUUCUACCCCAACUACAUGCGAGCGCACUCUCCUACUCAGGCCUCGACCCCCAGGCCCCAGAGCCAGUGGCGUCUCCCGCCGCCUGUGACCCACCAUUACGAGUACCCCAGCCCUGCGAACUUCAUGCCCCCCGCCGGCAACACCAGCAUCGACUCUGAUGAUGGCACCGGGGUGGAUGCUGCUGAGGGCAGCCCAACGCACAUGGCAAUGGUGCACAGUGCCACCCAGUGGUCGUCUUAAGCCAUUGCCUCUAAAUGUACAUAGACUCCAAAGACGUUGUUUAUGGGUGACUGUGUACAGUUUCUUUUAGCCCGGUCUCGUGGCCAUGGGUCUUGCCUGUGUAUAUAGUUUGAUGCAGUCAGGAAAUGCGUUGCAUGCAUGUAUUUUUUUUAAAUUGCAUCUGGCUGUUGAUGUUUGUUUCCUGUACUGCCAUAGCUGAACACUAUGUGUGCUUUCCAAUAUGCGACCUUGCGUCUUCCGCUUGGGCUCGUGGCCUCACGUUUUGCUGAUGCGCCUCUGUGGAAAAACAAUUGAGCUUUUGCGCGAUAUUGAAAUAUAAUGGUGUUAGUGCUGUCAUUAUGACUUACUUCCUGGUACGAGGCCACAAGCACAAGUGGAGGACGCAAGGUCGCAUAUUGGAAUGCACCCUAUGAACGAUGAGCUUUUUUUACUCUAUUUUUUUAUAUCUUUUUUACCACUGAGUAUUUAUCUGGACCACCAAUGUCAUGCUGUUUGUCAGUGGUUUUGAUGAGAUGUAUUUAAAUGUGACUCUUUGCAAGGCACUACUCUAAUGUACAUUCUGCAUAGUAGGAGGUUUCUGCACUGGAUUGGCUAAAUGAAGGGAAUGUGGAUUUGUACUGACAUUUACAUUGUUACAUUAUUGGCUAAAGUCUGUAUUGACCAGCCUACCUGAAUCAUGUUCAAAGACCACUCCUCUGUCUUGUGUUCUAGUGUGGUCUGAAUAAAAUCGCCUUGCAUUUU